Cajanus cajan (pigeon pea) is the source of this 2186-nucleotide messenger RNA. Its product is annotated as ethylene-responsive transcription factor RAP2-7. Gene Ontology annotation, molecular function: DNA-binding transcription factor activity; DNA binding. The record is from RefSeq and is a predicted model, not a curated record. Lineage: Eukaryota; Viridiplantae; Streptophyta; Magnoliopsida; Fabales; Fabaceae. Gene Ontology annotation, biological process: regulation of DNA-templated transcription.
AAAAUGUUUAUAUAUUCCGUCAUCUCAUAAUAUGGGUCCGAAAUUUAAGAGUCUUCCGUAUCCUCUCAUCUCUCUCCGGUGCCAUGGAAUCUGGUAUUGUCCGAUGUAUUAAUUCUCUCCGGUUCUGAAAUCAUUUUCGUGUAAAUGAGAAAUGCAACUACCAAACCUCGGGUUGCUUCCUUCUCACACUUCCUCCUAUUCCUUGUUCGUUGAAGAAGCUCUUACUCAUUCUAUCACUAGUUCAAGUACUUUCUAGUCGCUGACUACACCUUCCCAUAUUGCUUGUUCAAUCGUUUAGGUUUAGGUUACAUUUCGAUUGGAUCGGUUGGAACCGUCUCUCGAAGAGAAUCUCCGGUGACGUUGAAGCAAUAUUAGUUUACUAUGUUUUAGUUCGAAUUAACAAGGCGGAUAAAUAAUACCUAAAAAAAUUGAAAGAGAAUUAGAGUUGAAAAAUAUUUCUAAAGAUUAAGCGCGAUGUUGGAUCUUAACCUGAACGCCGAGUUGACUCAUAACGACGGCUCGCUGGUUCUGUUGGACAAGUUUCCCGAAGCUUCUUCGGAAACUUCGAAUUCCUCCGUCGUGAAUGCGGAGGGUUCGAGCAACGAGGACUCGUGCUCCACACGCGCCGGCGACAUGUUCACCUUCAACUUCGGAAUCCUUAAGGUGGAGGGCGUGAACGACGUCGUUGCGGCGACGCAGGAGCUGUUUCCGGUGAGCGCGGAGAAUUGGCAGGGGCAGAGUUCGACGUCGUCGUUUCAGGCUAAGACGAGUUUGAUGGAUCUCUCGGUGGAUCAUCAAAACGGCGAGGUGAAGGUUGUUCAGGUUCAGCAACAGCAGCCUCAGGUGAAGAAAAGUAGGAGAGGUCCACGCUCUCGGAGUUCUCAGUACAGAGGUGUUACCUUCUACAGGAGGACCGGAAGAUGGGAAUCGCAUAUCUGGGAUUGCGGGAAACAAGUGUAUUUAGGUGGAUUUGACACUGCUCAUGCCGCUGCUAGGGCCUAUGAUCGAGCCGCUAUUAAGUUCAGGGGACUUGAUGCUGACAUCAAUUUUAAUCUUGUUGAUUAUGAGGACGAUCUAAAACAGAUGAAGAAUCUUUCCAAAGAGGAAUUCGUGCACAUACUCCGCCGCCACAGUACAGGUUUCUCAAGGGGGAGUUCGAAAUACCGGGGAGUGACACUUCACAAAUGUGGCCGUUGGGAAGCUCGAAUGGGACAAUUCCUUGGCAAAAAGUAUAUAUAUCUUGGGCUAUUCGACAGCGAAGUAGAAGCUGCAAGGGCUUAUGACAAGGCAGCUAUCAAGUGCAAUGGAAGAGAGGCAGUGACAAACUUUGAGCCAAGUACAUAUGAGAGCGAGAUGAAACCUGCAGCAAUUAAUGAAGGUGGCAGUCACGAUCUUGACCUCAAUCUGGGCAUAGCGACCCCAGGGUACGGUCCCAAAGAAAACAGGGGGCAUCUUCAGUUCCAGCCCGUCCCUUACAACACGUAUCCCGGAAGAAGUUCGAGGAUGGAGACUACUGCUAAUUCGGUUAUUGGUGAUCCAUCUUUGAAAAGGCUGCUUGUAACUGAAGAGCGUCCUUCUGUAUGGAAUGCCGCAUAUUCCAAUUCAUUUCCCAAUCUGGGAAGAGCAGAGAGAAUUGGCAUAGACCCUUCAAAAGGAGUCCCCAACUGGGCGUGGCAAACGCAUAGUGCCACCCCAGUACCACCAUUCUCUACUGCAGCAUCAUCAGGAUUCUCAAUUUCAGCUACCUAUCCACCAACUGCCAUCUUUCCAACAAAAUCAAUGAACUCAAUUCCCCAGAGCCUCUAUUUCUCUUCAUCCAGUACACCAGGUAGCAAUGCACCUCAAUUCUAUUAUGAGGUGAAGUCCCCGCAGGCACCAUCAUAGCCUAAGCUAGUAUAAAUGGUAAAUCGCAACAGGCCUUUGCGUUUAAAACUCAACUGUACAAUUCUGUUACUGAUUGAUGUAUACUUAGAUACGACAUUUGAUUACACCUCUUGGUUAAAUCAUUAUGCACCUUCAUGUAUGAAGGAAAAAAAACUAUUUUAGAGUGCACCAAUUCUCUACGGAUUCUGUUUCCUUCAAAAUUAGUAACAGGCUGUCAAAAUUGGUGUAUUCACCUGCUAAUUUUUGUGAUUAUAUUUGCAACCCUGAAAAUGGGAUGAAACCAAAAUGUGUUGUAUUUUUCA